UCAUUUAUAUCACGUAUCCCGAUGCAGCAGCAGCAAAAAGGAAAGAAAAAGAAAAAUUCCUAAUUUUUUUUUCGCUCUCCAUUUGUGAUGCGUUUUGAAGAAGAAAAUUCCAAAUUCCAAUUAGAAACAAAUAAUUGAAGCCGCCAUAAAUAUUUAUUUUACAAUCAAAACAUUUCCCCUCGUGAAUUAAAAAAAACAAAAAUUAUUAUGAACUCGGCAAAUAAAAUUGUUUUGAUGUGAAUAAAAACCAAAAGAAAAGAAUAUUUCUUAUCGGACUGCCGCCAAAUAAGAGAAGCGCACCUCGCCAAGGAUUGUCGUCGUCGUCGAGAGUCCACCGACAAUCCGAGACUCAAAAAAACAAACAUUUAUUUAUUAUAUUUUAUUGAAAUAAUAAAAUCUUUUAUUUUUACUGAAUUUUCAUGGAAUUAUGUCUCGUUUGAGGGGGGCUAACGAAGAAUCCGCGACCGAGUCGCCUACAGUGUUGGUGAUUUUGGAUAGCGAUGACAGUGGCGAUGAAUUGACGGGGUUCUCAAGUCCACAUAAGCGUUAUGCCGGCGGAACAGGGCCAGCGACAAUGAUGGAACCUCCUUCGGCGAAGAAGAAGAUGAAAAUCGAUGGUGAGACGACGACGGAAGAGGCACCAAUUGACAUUGAUUCCAUCUCCACAAACCCAAUGCGAACAAGAACGAAGGUGUCUAGCGACACGUCGAGUAAGUUUCCAGUGUCUUCGCCGUCGGACACAGUGCCUUUGGCUGGCCAUCGCAAGAAAUACGUAAAGAACACGCUGCCCGCCGGAGCGGAGUGGAGAAUACUGCAGGAAAUCGCUCUCGGUCAUCCACCCAUCACUUAUCGGGAGAAAAUUGUUCAUUGGGUUUGUCGGGAAGAACUGAGCGACGUCGAGGAUGUCAAUAACUUCGACGACCAAUUUCAGAAACGCGAGAAGUUCUACUCGAGAAGUUCUUCGGGGAGGCGGAGCACUGGCAAGGAAUCGCCAUAUCCCAACUACAACUACCAGCACUUUCGUUCGGUGAUUCUGGAGAAUUUAAAGGGAACUCCAGUUGGAUCGUCUCAGGAAUCCGUCGGCACAAGAAAGUCAUCUCAAUUGCAACCAUCGUGCUCUAAAGCUUCAACAGUUCAUGAUGAGUCGCCUGCUCCCACGAAGCCCGACUCGAACAACGUAACCAUUUACGAGAAGAUUCUCUGCCCGAGUAGUGAGAGUAGUACCACAAAGGCCUCGCCGUCCAUUCGACUCCAUUGGACCGACGAGGAGUCGGUUUUUAGGUGUAAUCGUCUGAACCCCGACAUCGACAAGUACUCGCAGCUGAUCAAGGUCCGCAUCGACUACAACAAGCAGAUCGAUCUCAAGGCGAAGAUCAAUGAGAUCUUCAAGACGCCUACUGUGCCUAUAAAAUAUAGUUCGCCACCUUCCGAAAUGGUGUCCGCUGCAAGGACUGGGAGGAAGAGCUUGGAUGCCAAUAGCAGCAACGACACCAAGUCAGUCGAUGAUCAGAACGCUCAGGAAAUCGUUGAUCGAAAAAUCGGAAACCGUCGGAGCACUGGCGGUAAGAGUAACGACAGUCGGAGGAGUUCGAUGCGAAGAAGUUCGCAGCGCAAGAGUUCCGAGCGAGGAAGCACCGGCCGUCGCAGUUCGGAAAGAUUCCCAGAGGUUAAUUGCUUUCAACAAGAUGAAUUCUGCAACUAUCUGGGAUUGGGGAUGAAUGGAAAGGUAUACAGUCCAACACCGACAGACAACAAGAGGCGAUCGUUGAGGGUUAAACGUUUACUCGUGCAGACAGAGGCGAUGGACAAAAAGAAUGAUAAAAAGAAGGAAUUGAAGAAGAAGAAGUUGGUACAUUCGAUGGAGGACGAUGAGCAGAAGGAUGGCGACAAGUCAAAAGAGGAACAGGGACGAGCAGAAGAAGUUACUAUGACAAAUAAUCUCAAUGAACAGAACAGAUGUUCACUUCCUUCGUCAACAUUUAUUGAAAAACUCACUGGCAGUUCCUCCCCGGCUCCAGAAGAAGAUGAAUCGCCUAUAUCCCCGAAUCCCCUUACACCGAAUACCACGAAUAUUGCCUGUAAAACGCCUGAAAUAAAAAUUAUCACUCGGCUGCGUAAUACAGCAACGCCGCCCACAAAGUCAGGCAAUACCCCAUCAUCAGUGACGACAGUAAAUUCAAAUUCAACACCUCCACCAACAACCCGCCGCCAACGACGCACCCGAGCAACAUCGAACGGCACCUCAACGUGUCCAAGAUCGUCGCAAAGUGAUGACGAAUCCCCUGAAAAAUCGGCAGUUCCAUCACGACGUCGUCGUCUCAACCACCAUCAUCAUCCAUCCCAUCUUCAUCAUCAUCACACUCAUCAUCCGAAUGACAACGAUGGCAGUGAUCUGAGUGAAUCGUUGCAAAGUGAUCCGGCUCCUGCUGCGGCUGAUAGUGGUGGUAAUGGUGGUGGUGGUAGUGGUGGAUCCCCGCGACACAAUGGUCGAACUUCAACGAUUCCCGCAUCAUCGGAAGUAGGCAAAAAAGAUGAACUCAAUAAAAGAGAAGUGAAGGACCAGGAGAAAGAUGAAUCGGCCGAAUGGAUGCAUAAAAAAUAUCAACGCUAUCUUGAAGAAUCCCGCAAAACAAAACCAAGCAUAUUUAUUGUAGAAUCAAUAAAUAACAGUGAAUUUAAGUCAUCAUCGGUCUCGGUGGCGGCGUUUGCGUCUGCGUCGGCGGCGUUGAGUUGUGCAAUAAACAACCAGAAACAGAAUCAGAACCACAACACCCCUGUUAUUCCUAAGGAACAUUUAUCCAAAGAAUCAAAAAGUCAUAAGGCCAAGAAAUGGCCGAAAACGAGAAAGAGAGUCCUUCGGCGUUUGUUGCGACGAAAUGGAACCGUAGUUGGGACAUACAACCAGAGGAUUCUACGCAAUCGAAUUGUGUUCAAGUCGUCAAGAUCCAACAUCUCUAAACAUCAAAAGGUUAAAGUGAUGAAGAAAGAAGAAAUUCGAAUGCAUUUGGAGAACGAAAAGGAAGAAGAGGCAAAGAGGGAGGAGGAAGAAACAACCGAAGUUGAAAGCGAAAAGGAAAUGAAAAGAAAAAAGACGACGACAACGACAAAGACAAAGACGACGAAGAAGAAAAAUAAGGAAAUUGAAGAAGAGAAUAAAGCCUCACAGAUUGAUUUUGAGAUCAACAACAGUUCAACAGAUGUGCAAUCAGCCUUUUCUCCCAUAGAUCCCCUUGCUCUAACACCACCUCCGCCUCAAAUGACCCCCCAUGAAGAAGAAGAAGAUGAAGAUCGAGAAGAUGCAGAAAGAGCAAAAUCAUUUGAAAUGUGUGAUGUUGAAAUCCAGACUGAGCCCUACAGCCCUCCGCCUUCAUUGCCACCGAUAACCUUCCUAACAGAACCCUCAAAUCGUAUGCCUAAUCCUCUGACACCAGAAAAUGGGCGUGUUAUUUAUGCCUUCUACGAAUUAGAUAUUCUAACAAUUGUUCAAGACUUCAUGGUGACUUUUUGGAAGACUUUCAAAUUAAUUCAAGUUGUUGGCAAUACAACUGAGGAAUGGGUACAUCUUGGAGAGUGCAAGAGACUGUUGUUUGAUAAUGAAAUCAAUGCUCCUUAUAAAAAUCGCAUUUGUGUUCAUAAUUCAAUACCAAUUUAUAUGGAAAUGCGAGCUAAAGAACUACCAAAGCUCAAUCGGGAUUGUUGUUUGAUUUCCGUUUAUGUGAAUGUCUAUUAUUAUCAUGAUGAGGAAUUGAUUGCUAAAUCACAUUCCAUACAAUUGGAUACGGUUGCGAGUCUUCCGCAGAACGUGGUCUAUACGACUAUAACCGAUUCAAGGUAUUUCGUGAUGUGUUGGUCCCAGGAAACAAUGAUUGGAAAAACCCUAUCGGGACUGUGUAAAUACUCCCUGACUCCUCAUCUAGACACUUUGGCCAGUAUUCGUGAAUUCAAGAGUAUGCGACAUGAAAUUCGUUAUUUGGAGUGUACUACUGAUGACAAUUUAAUUGGAUUUGGUGAUUCUCAAGUGACGUUGUGGGAUCAUCGAAGCGGCGAUAUUCUAAUGAAUUAUGAUCUCGAUAUGGAAAUUGGCAAUAACCUGGGUUCAUUGCAUUUCCCACCACUGGAAGUUGGUCAUGCAAAAACCGUCCUAAUUUUCCAGAAGACAUCCGCUGAAGAACUCUCAAUCAUAGCAAUAAAUGUCUCGCACAAUAGCCCCUCACAUCAACUUGUCUGCAAGCACAUUCUACCGCCGGAAUUUGAUAAUCUCAAGUCCACAAUCGGCAUUGAUGAUUAUACAAUUCUCACCAACUCAGAGCAUCAAGAACUGUGGAUAGAUCAUUCAGAUCCUCAGUAUAUGGUUCAAAUUAAAACUCCCGAAGGUCAGAGGAGGUUCUAUUCAAGAUGUAAGCAAAAUGUCAUUGUUAUAACCGAGAACCAUUUGGCUUUGGAGACUUUCAGUAGUUUUGUAUUGAAAAUGAGUAAUUUUUCAACGGGUAUGUGAAAGAGAUACCAAAAGCGAAAGUGAGAGAAAUUUUAACUUAAAAAGAAAAAUACAAAUUAAAAAAAAAGGAAAACGAAAAGUCGGAGUGUGCAACGCUUUAUUUAUUUUUUCCUCUCUGGUUUUAUUAUUUUUGAAAUAUACACAAACAUUUAUUGCUUUUACCGAUUAGUCGAUAUAUAAAUUUUAAAUUUAAUAAAAUUAAAAAACCUUAAAGAAAUAAAAGCGAACAAUAAAAAUAAUAAAAAAAAAAGAAAUUUGAAAAUGUUCUCAUAUAAAACAUUAAAAACAAAACCAAUAUAUUUAUAAAUAAUAGAAAAGAAAAACUAGUUAUAAAUUUAAUAUUACUAAUUUUAAUGUCAAAGACAUUGUUGAUGUUAUUAAUAAAACAAGAAAAACGUAAAAAACAAAAAUAAAGCAAAAACUAUGGAUAAUAUUAAUAAAAUUGAAUAAAAAUACAUAAAGGGAAAUAAUUAAAGUUUAUUUCUUAAGAAAUUAAA
Molecule: messenger RNA, 4992 nt
Organism: Eupeodes corollae
Lineage: Eukaryota; Metazoa; Arthropoda; Insecta; Diptera; Syrphidae
Exons: 6
Coding region: 428-4495 (1355 amino acids)
Source: RefSeq, a predicted model, not a curated record